This is a messenger RNA of Solanum verrucosum, 906 nucleotides long. RefSeq lists its product as uncharacterized. Lineage: Eukaryota; Viridiplantae; Streptophyta; Magnoliopsida; Solanales; Solanaceae. The record is from RefSeq and is a predicted model, not a curated record. Bases 1 to 906 code for a protein of 301 amino acids. The transcript has 4 exons.
AUGAAUGUUGGAUGUUUCUUGCAACUUGCAGAUGAGAUGAAAACAAGAGGUCUAUUAACUGAUUCAAGAAUGGUUAGAGUUGAAGAACAACUGGCAAUAUUUUUAUUUACAUUAGCUCAUAAUGAAAGGAAUAGAGUUGUGCAAAAUCGUUUUCAACAUUCAGGAGAAACAAUUAGUCGUUAUUUUAACAAGUGCUUGAAAGCUUGUCUUCGAUUAGGGAAACACUAUGUGAAGCAGGCAGGAAAAGAUAUUUCACAAGAAAUAUCCUCUAAUCCAUUUUUUUUAUCCUUGGUUCAAGAUGGAACUCAUAUUCCUGCACUAAUACCUAUAGAAGAACAACCAAGAUAUAGAAAUCAAAAAGGAGUUCUUUCUCAAAAUGUCCUUGCUGUUGUAGAUUUUGAUAUGAACUUUCAAUACGUGCUUAGUGGUUGGGAAGGCUCUGCUUCGGAUUCUAGAGUGUUAAGAAAUGUUGUUUGGGAAAGAUCAGAAAAUAGAUUGAAAAUUUCGAAUGGCUAUGCAAAUACAAAAGGCUUUCUAGCACCUUAUCGUGGUGCACGAUAUCAUUUGAGAGAAUGGAGCCAAACACAAGCACCACAAAAUGCUCGUGAGCUCUAUAAUUUGAGACAUUCAAAACUCCAAAAUGUCGUAGAGAGGACAUUUGCUGUUUUGAAAAAAAGAUUUCCUAUAUUAACGACUCCUCCUCCAUAUUCCAUAAAAAACAAGGAUUCAUAUUUUGAAGAACACAUGGAAGAGGAAAUAGAAGAUUCUCACGGUUUGAAUGAUAUUGACUCUGAUUCUGAUGAAGAAGACCUUGGACGAGGGCCGACAGAUGCUGAUAAACAAUUUAUGUGCAAUAUAAGAGAUGAAAUAGCUCAACAAAUGUGGAAUACUAGAGCAAUUAGAUGA